Bipolaris maydis ATCC 48331 is the source of this 2874-nucleotide messenger RNA. RefSeq names its product acyl transferase/acyl hydrolase/lysophospholipase. The record is from RefSeq and is a predicted model, not a curated record. Gene Ontology annotation, biological process: arachidonate metabolic process. Lineage: Eukaryota; Fungi; Ascomycota; Dothideomycetes; Pleosporales; Pleosporaceae. Gene Ontology annotation, cellular component: membrane.
AUGGACGCUGUUCCGUGGAUUACCUAUGAUACCUCCUGUAGGGGGAACACCUUGACACAUCACGAGCCAUGUCAGCAUAUCAUCGAGAACGUCAAGAGUGACACCAAACCAUCCUAUAUCACUCUUUUAGGGAAAAGAUCAAAAGCAGUCCUUCUAGCUCAUUUAUUAGGUAAGGCUGCAGAUGUACCUGUCCAUAAGCAAGUAUAUCUUUGGUGUUCGCCACGACUACGAAGCGGCACUACGCCGAUUGUUGUCAUCGACUGCAACAUCCAAAACACGAACGCACCAGACCCCAACCCCAUCCGUCAGACAAGAAAUGCAACAGUAUUGACUAUUUCCAACACCAACAACAUCGGCGCUACAUUAUGUGGGAAUAUUUUCUCGCUGUUUUCAAGUGUGGUCUGUUGUUUUGUUGACGAUUUUGGCGGGCUUGCGGCUGUCGCCGAUUGGCUCGCUGAGCAGCUAGUUGCGAUGCCGGCAUCCGACUUGCGCACAGUACCCCGCAUCUUGUUGGUUAUGGAAAUAUCAUCGGACUCGUUUGAUGAGAGCAUAGCUGCCAAUAAGGCUAAAAGUCUUAUAAUUAACGCUCUGGAAGGCAAAAAGGGCUAUUUGAAUGCGCAACGCGACAUAAAGCUCCGUCUAGGUGAGAUCAAUGUUCUAGGGUUACGGUCUUCCAAGUCCACUGCUGUUUGUGCACGAUCUUUGAAGCGACGUUUGCUAGCACUAUCCCAAACUGCGAUGCGCGAACGAGCCAAUUCACAUAUACAAUUCAGCUUCUCUCACUUUCGCAACAUAUCCCUUGAAAUUCUACGCUGGCUUUGCGGUGAUUGUCCAAAGCCGUUCAGUCUUGUCGACGCGACUAGGCCCCUUGGAUUCUCGUGCGAUCUACUGCAGCAUUGCAUAGAAGAUUUCCUCAAGCAAAUGCCCUCUCAAGCCUGGCUGUGGCAUUUUGCGGCACCUCUGAUAGCAUCCGCUCUACUGCUCGCUAGCUACCCCCCGCGUGCACAUGACUAUCUUUUCGAGAAUAUCUACUCUGAACCCUGCCGUACUGCGAUUUCUUCGUAUACCCCUUUCGCAGGUAUUCAAAAGAAGUUUGUAGCUGCUAUACUUUGCGAAUUUCGUGCAAUGUUCACCGACUAUAAAGUUAAUGGGCUACCCUCUCGCGACAACCAUCGCAAAACUCUAACACUUCACCACACCCAUUUAGCUGAGUUCAGAAGCCAUCAAUCCUGCUUCAGCUGCUUCAUGCGAAUGCCUGAAAAGGUCCUGCCAUGCGGACAUGCUCUCUGCGAUGCUUGUAUCAGGACUUUGGGGAUACGCUCGCGAUUCGAGAAAAAUACAUAUGAUAUUCCUGAGUGUGUUCUAUGCGGUGUUAAUUACCGUAAUUCAACGUUUCGAUUCGUACCUCCUACUGCAGGAAUACGGAUACUUAGUAUUGAUGGUGGAGGUGUAAGAGGUGUCAUUCCGCUGGCUUUUCUUAAGCACAUUGAUUCGCUACUCGCUCCAUUGUGUUGCUCAGUAAAAGAUCAAUUUGAUUUCGUUUGUGGUACAUCGGCAGGUGGACUUGUAGUGAUUGGCAUGUUUCUGCUCCAAUGGAGUGCGUCUGAAUCCUUGGAAAGAUUCGAAGAUGUGGCAAGUAAGACAUUCGGGAGGCGAAAAGCACUAGUCACGAGAGCCUUUCAGUUGAUCAUGGGCUACGUCCAAGACGGCCAGUACAGUUUAGCAGCGAUUCAAGAUGCUUUCAGGAAAGCUUUCAACUCGCCGUUGCAGAUGUUCAACCCACUCAAGAACGAUACAAAGGUUGCUGUCACAACUACGACAGUUAAAGAUUCAUUACCUUGGCUCUUCACAAACUACAACGGCGGAAAAAGAUCUAAUAACAUAGGAUAUGAUGUUAUACGAGCUGACCGAGCUGAUAGUGAUAUCACUGUGAGCGACGCUGCAUGUUGUACUUCUGCGGCGCCUUGGUUCUUCAAACCCCAGGUUGUAGGAUCGUUAGGAGCUUUUCAAGAUGGCGGACUGCAACACAAUAAUCCAGCAAGCAUUGCGCAAUGGGAGAUGCAGUUCUUAUGGCCCAACAAACCCCAACCAGACUUCGCACUCUCGCUAGGAACGGGGACUUCAUCACCUACCGUGGUCAGUAAAUCACCGACAAUAUCGCGCUUUUACAUCCGGCUGUUCAAAAGUUUUAUGCGCAACCUUGACGGCGAAGACGCAUGGAAGCGUUUCUUGAAUUCGAUAUCGCCGAACGUACGGCAGCGCUUUCAUCGUCUUAAUAUCAGACUGGCUGGCCCUGAACCCAGUCUUGAUGACACGUUCGUAAUACCAGAACUUAAAAGCAAGGUAGCGCAAACUAUUGACGAAGACCGACCACGAAUAUCUAGUAUAUUUGACUCUAUGAUAGCAUCAAUAUUCUACUUUGAGUUGGACAACCUCCCAACACUUGGAAACACUGGUUAUGACUGCAGCGGAUUCAUAUUUUGUCGCCUAGAUAUACCCCCGGACGGUCUUCGCUACUUGUAUAAUCGCUUACUUACUACUGACUCGUGGUUCUUGAUCCAAGGUACUCCAGUGAGCUGUGUCCAGAACGGAUACGUACCUAAAAGCCUACCGCCUUUUCGGCGUCAUAUCAGCUUCCAGGUAGAAACGCUAGAAGAGAUGUUGACAAUCUCGAUCCGUGGUAUAAUAUCUAAGCCUUUACUUAUAAGUGGUUUUCCUACUACCAUUCAGAAGCUUAUUGAGGCUCAGCAACUUGAUAGCCCAUAUGGAACUGUCGACCAUGUUGAUCAAAAACCGCUGCCUACUAUUCCGCGGAAGCGAUCUGCCAAAAGUCCACAUUGGAUUACUCGUGGUAUGAAGCGGGCUUGUAUAUAG